Nicotiana tabacum (common tobacco) is the source of this 1096-nucleotide messenger RNA. The record is from RefSeq and is a predicted model, not a curated record. NCBI's taxonomy places the organism in Eukaryota, Viridiplantae, Streptophyta, Magnoliopsida, Solanales, Solanaceae.
ACAAAAACCCAAGGGGCAAGCAGCGAUACAAAAGAGUAUAGACAGCAUAUAUUUCGAAGUAACCGUUGUUGUGCACUUGUAACCCCAUUUCUAUUUUCGACCAUCUCUUCCUUCCUCCUCCAUUUUUCCUCUCCUUCUUUUUCCAUAACUCCAUCUCCUUCUUGACCCAAUAAAAAAAAAAAGAACAGGAAAGGCAAGGGUUAUAAUUUUUAGUUGUGAAAAGAGAUGAUUCCGCAGCAAUGGGCACCGCCGUGUAACAAUCAGUGCACCCAUAAAUACGCUGCUCUCAUGCAAAUCCCUUGGAGAGUCUUCUGCAAAAAAGGAUGUGAUGCUGAUGGCGAGUCAUGGGAUGAAUGUUUGUCAGAAUGUGAGGAAAUAUGCUAUAAAAAUCCAGUUCUGAAGGAUCAACAGUGGAGUGCUUACAUUGAUCGAUCCCCUGGUGCUGCCAGCUGCUCUGAGUUAUUCGAAUGUGCACAAAGAGGUCUCUGGAGAAAAAUGACUGAAUUCUUAUCCAAAGAGGAAAGGAAUUGUUCCAUCAUUAUUGGAAUACCGUUUGGGACUGAGGAAUGCUUUCAUGCUUGUGUAGCUGGCUGCGGAUACAAGUUUGAUGUUCCUUCCCAAAAAGUCGAUCAAAUCCAUCCGAGCAAGCCUCUCAAGCCUCCUCCCAAAGAGAAGCCGGCCAUGCCUGCUGUUAAAAGAAUACCACCCCUUGAAUCCAGCCAACUCAUUGAUGAUGUACCUGGGACUUCCGCGUAGCAGCAGUGGAUCUAACAGUUGCGAUAACUGGGAAUCUAACAAUAGAUUUUGAUGAUGUACCUGGGACUUCCACAUAGCAGCGGUGGAUCGAACAGUUAAGAUAACUGGGAAUCUAACAAUAGAUGUAUUCAGAAGGAAUGCAUAUAUUUUAUUCUACUAGGAUUACUGGCAUAACUCGUUAUGUUUUGUCACAACAUAUUAGAUGCAGUAGUAGUUUUGGUUCUUUUGGAAAAUUGGCAAGAAACUUGAAAUCUUACAAACAGUCAUAGACAAGUGUUUCAUGUUAUCAUGAGAAGAACAUUUUGUAUUACAUAGCUAAAAUUGUUGUCUCAUUUGCAAA